Messenger RNA from Lactuca virosa, 708 nucleotides. The record is from the annotation of a GenBank genome assembly. Lineage: Eukaryota; Viridiplantae; Streptophyta; Magnoliopsida; Asterales; Asteraceae.
AUGCACAUGGUGUGGUCAUUGAAGUUAUUGUUUGUCGCACCCCCAAUCGCCACCACCAAUCCUGAUGACAGUAAUUCUAUUUUUCAUUUACACCAGAAAUCAUCACUCAUAUUCCUUUCUGAACUUUCUUCAUUCAGCAAAUCAGAAGCAAUUCUUAACAACAUAGCAGCAGAAAUUACCUGUCAAGAAUCGCCAAUUGAAAACCAUUCACUUGCAGGCCUUUUAUAAGAGAAAUUACCUGAUUGUUGUAGCUGUGUUGAAGCUUAAGAAUCGGAGAGGUGGCUAAUGGAACGUACAUCAAGGAACCAAUUAUAUUGAAUAUUUUUGUAAAGUCAAUAUUGUAAUUUUGUCCAUUAUCAUGUCCAUGAUUAUAGGAGAAGACUGCGUACAUAUUUUUAGCUUUCCCUCUGUAUAUAUAUUUUGAUAUCGAUCCCUGUAAUGUUGAGUUCUUGAUUUUCGAAUCCUAUCAUGGUAUCAGCCUAAUAUAUCGAUCAUUCCUCCCUAAAAACAUCCAAUUCUUCUUCAUCCUCCAUGGCUGGUACUUCUUCCUUAAACAAAAUCCUAUCAGUGGCGCACUGAUGUUGCCACGGUGGUCGAUUAGGCGUUAGGAAUGGGCCGUGGGGGUAGCAGACUAGCAGUGGCAGGUGGAGGUAGAGGGUUGGAGAAGGUAUUGGGAUUUGAAGAGACGCAUUCUCUGAUGUUAUGUGC